AUGUUGCGGUGGUGGCGGCGGGACGUCUGCAACAUAAGAAUCAUAAGGCAAGGAGAUGCUGGUGUGAUGUUGGUCGAUGAAGGGCAGGCCAUCAUUAUUAGCGUGGUGUUGUUGUUGCUGCUGCUGCUUCUUCUUCUUCUUCUAGUUGUAGUUGCGGCAGCUGCGGCUGCGCGCCGUUGUCCCGGGCUAAGCGCGCGAGAGAUCGCCUCCGGCUGCUGGCAGCGCCUUCCUCAGGCACUCCUCCUCCUCAUCGCAGCCAAUGCGCGGCAGAAGGGCGGCGGCGGCGUGGCCAUCGUGUGGUUCAGAAACGACCUCAGGAUCCUCGACAACGAGGCUCUGAUGACAGCCUGGUCUUGCUCCUCCGCACUGCUCCCGGUCUACUGCGUCGAUCCCCGCUGCUUCUUCGGCACCACUCACUACUUCGGCUUCCCCAAGACCGGAGCUUUAAGAGCCAAGUUUCUGAUGGAGUGCCUGAGCGACUUGAAGAAGAGUCUUAUCAAGAGAGGGCUGAAUUUGUUGAUACAAAAUGGAAAGCCUGAGGACGUUCUCCCUUCCCUGGCCAAACAAUUUGGAGCUCACACCGUAUUUGCUCAUAAAGAGACUUGCAGCGAGGAGCUCCUCGUAGAGAAAUUGGUUAUUAAGGGAUUGCAGCAAGUGGUGAUGAAUAAUUCCUCCCCAAAAUUGCAACUUGUAUGGGGAGGAGCUACAAUGUACCAUGUCGAUGACCUCCCAUUUACUCCACAGAGUAUUCCAGAUGUAUACACCCAGUUCCGAAAGUCUGUGGAAUCUAAGUGCUCAGUGAGGAGCUGCUGCAAGUUGCCAGUGGCUCUGGGGCCGCUCCCCCGCAGAGAAAUGGAAGAAUUUGGUGGGUGGGUUACGGUCCCUUCACUUGAGGAUCUAGGACUGCAUGACAGCAAGUGUGAUCGAGGAAUGCUCUUUGUUGGAGGUGAGAGUGCAGCCUUGGGCAGGGUAUAUGAAUACUUCUGGAAAAAGGCAAGUACGACCCUUGAGUACCUAAACGAAAGUUUCAUUUUUGGGCAAGGCUUUAUAUCGCGUGUCUUCGCAGGAUCUAUUAAGAGUCCUUGGCUCGCUUCUGGAUGUCUUUCUCCAAGAUAUGUCUAUGAAGAGGUAAAGAGGUACGAGAAAGAAAGGCUUGCAAAUGAUUCAACAUACUGGGUGUUGUUCGAGCUAAUCUGGAGGGACUAUUUCAGGUUUAUUUCGAUGAAGUAUGGAAAUUCCAUUUUUCACUUAGGAGGUCCAAGGAAAGUGGUAUCUAAUUGGAGCCAGGACCAGUCAUUAUUUGAUUGCUGGAGAGAAGGUCAAACUGGAUAUCCUCUGAUUGAUGCCAACAUGAAAGAACUGUCUACCACAGGCUUCAUGUCAAACCGAGGUCGCCAGAUAGUUUGCUCAUUUCUAGUUCGAGAUAUGGGAGUUGAUUGGCGAAUGGGAGCUGAAUGGUUUGAGACAUGUCUCCUAGAUUAUGAUCCAUGCUCUAACUAUGGAAAUUGGACCUACGGGGCUGGUGUAGGCAAUGAUCCGAGAGAAGAUCGCUAUUUCAGUAUACCAAAGCAGGCGAAAACAUAUGAUCCUGAAGGCGAGUAUGUCUCUUACUGGCUGCAACAACUCAGCUCUCUUCCAAAAGAGAGAAGGAAUUUCCCUGGCAGUUCAUACUUUAAGCAAGUAGUACCUCUGAAGUUUGAGAACACAAAACAGAGGCCCGACACUGGCAGAAAUGAGAGACGACGAGGAAAAAGCGUGUAUCGAAACUAAGUGAUGGAUGUGUGUCUAUGCAUUUCACCAGGGGAAUAAGGAGAAAUCUUCAAAGCUACUAACAUUGUUUUCCAUUGGGACAUAUAUAUUGUGGCCAUUUGGAACGGAAGGGAAUAGGAAAUGUUCACACUGUUCCUUAAUAAAAAAGAAGGGUUACUUACCCUUUUUUUUCCUUGGAGAAUAAGACUUUCAGAAUGUUACUUUCCUUAAUAAAUCGGUGGAAUAAAUAGUGAAGUUCUCUUUUA
This is a messenger RNA of Asparagus officinalis (garden asparagus), 2015 nucleotides long. RefSeq names its product cryptochrome DASH, chloroplastic/mitochondrial. Gene Ontology annotation, biological process: photoreactive repair. The transcript is spliced from 14 exons. Gene Ontology annotation, molecular function: DNA binding; FAD binding; DNA photolyase activity. NCBI's taxonomy places the organism in Eukaryota, Viridiplantae, Streptophyta, Magnoliopsida, Asparagales, Asparagaceae. Bases 1 to 1770 code for a protein of 589 amino acids. The record is from RefSeq and is a predicted model, not a curated record.